AUGGUCAUUCUUCAUUUUAAUGUCGGUGGACAGCAAUUUUCCACAACCACCAGUACACUGCUCCAGGAAAAAAAUUCUUUGUUCGCUCAGUGGUUCGCAACCAUGCAGCCACCAUUGGAGAAGGACAGUAACGGAGCUUAUUUCAUUGAUCGCGAUCCAGUCAGUUUUGGCACUAUUCUGAAUUACUUGCGACUGAAAUCAGCGAGCCAAUUAUGGGAAGCAUGCUUGCCGAAGGAUCCGGAUCGACUAGCUCUUCUAACACAGGAAGCCGAAUAUUACAGGCUUUAUCAACUUCGCGAUCAAGCAGUUGCCCUGCUUCAGAGCUGUACGGAGAAAGCGGAUAUGUCAUAUGUGAACGAACAAUCUUAA
This is a messenger RNA of Gongylonema pulchrum, 369 nucleotides long. Lineage: Eukaryota; Metazoa; Nematoda; Chromadorea; Rhabditida; Gongylonematidae. The record is from the annotation of a GenBank genome assembly.